GGCAAAAGGUUCACUUGUUUGUGCUGGAGGAGAGCAAUGGCUGCGAUCAAUGGUGAUUUGUACAGCAUUGUAUCACUUGUUUAAAAUAUUUAGGUUGGGUAGAAAUGUUUUCUAAUCAUUAAUGUUUUUUUUUAUUCGUUUAUUACCUGCAUUGAGUUGUGACGAAUAGUCUUUUUUUCUGUUUAAGAUCUCGCACAGAAUUAACCGUGUCUGUCGUAGCUACAGAGAAUUUGAACUUGUCAACGUGAUUUACCGAGAAAACAAACGCGUUUAAGUUCUAGCAGAGCUCUGAAAAACGAAAAGUGACUCCUUGCAAGUCGGUUUGGCUUCCUUUGUCACACCAGAAGUUCUGACUAUUUGAAAGGGAAUUCUACAUUUAAAAAUACCAAAUAAAAACCGAAGUAUUUGAUUCCGAAUAAAAGGAUUCCGCUAGACCUGCCCCCACACAGUCAGUGAAGAUGGACGUCAGCGUCUCCGUGUCGUUCUUUCAAGACGAGCUCGCCUCUACCAUCAAGCACGCAGUGAAAACGGCUGUAGACACCGUCUUGUGCCAAAUCACAAAAGUUGUCGGCGGCAAAUUCACUGAAUUCCGAAUGGAAAUGGCUGGAAAGGAGAAAGAGAAUGAAAGUCUGAAGCUGAGAUUGGAAAUAUCAGAGAGCGAGUUGAAAGCACUGCGACAAUGUUUCAGCCCGGCAGAUGCGAACAUUAUACAAGCUCUGUGCAACAUGAACACCGACUCUAAUGAACAAGACGUUCAAAUCAGUGAGAAUCGCGCAUUGUUGACCAGAUUUCAAGAUAUUGAAGAGAGACGCGCUUUCAAUGAAGCAGAGGAGGGGCCAGUGAUAGAAGCUGGACAAGAGGACAUCUUUGAUCAGGAGUGGUGUGGAAGUAUAAUGGAGAUUACAGGGUUAACAAUUGUUGAAAGUAUAGAGGUCCCUGAACUUGAACCUGUCCACAUUACAGCGGAGGCCCUGGAACUGAAGUCUGUUCACAUCACAGAGGAAGUUUCUAAAGAAAAUAAGGUCAAUAUGACGGGGGAGAAUAUAGUUAAGGUGGGAUCUAGCCAUUGUGAUGAUGGUCCACCUAAAUUGGCCUGCAUGAAACACAAUCAGUCUGUCUCUGAAGACACUUGUUCUAGUGUUGGAGAAGAGGGCACUGUGCUGGGGUCCAUUCAGGGGAAACAUCACCCCCCUCAGGAAAGAGCUGCAGAUGGAAAGGAGGAAGGAGCGAUGCCGUCCACGAGCAGCACAGCAUGUACUGAAGUAAAACCGAUGCGAGAAUUGGACAUGGAACCUGUUCACAGUAAUGAGGAGGCUACUGAACUGGAACCUGUCCACAUUAAAGACAAACUAAACUACUGUAAUCCAUGUGGGAAGAGUUUCACUCUAUUAAGAAACUUUAAAAAACACCAGCUAAUGCACAAAGGAGAGAAACCAUACAACUGUAAUGAAUGUGGGAGAAGCUUCACUCAGUUAGGAAACCUUAAAAUACACAAGCGAUUUCACACAGGAGAGAAACCAAACCAUUGCAAUGAAUGUGAGAAGACCUUCACGAAAUUACAAUGUCUUAAACACCAGCAAACUCACCCAGGAGAGAAAUCGUUCCAUUGUACUGAAUGUGAGAAGACUUUCAGCGACUCAGGAAAUCUUAAAAAACACAACCAAACUCAUACAGGAGAGAAGCCCUACGACUGUAUUGAAUGUGGGAAAAGAUUUAUACAGUUAGGACACCUCAAAAAACACCAGCAAAUUCACUUGGGAGAUAAACCAUAUCACUGUACUGAAUGUGUGAGGCGUUUCAAGUAUUUAAAGAGCUUUAAAAAGCACCAGCGAAAUCACACAGCAGAAACAAGCUAACUAAAUGUGGGAAGAGGUUAACUCCUUUGCAGCUUCCAUCGGCUGUGUUUGAUUCCCGUAGUGGCAGCGUGGCAGAAAUCCUAAACCAACGUGUUGGCAAUUAAAAAUAUCAUUGAAGUCGCCGCUCUGGCUCUUAAUAAUUGAGUGAUGUCAUUAUGUGAAUUUCAGAAAGGAAACUGCAUUUCCCAGGUACGCACUGUGCUGAAAACCAAGGAUACAAGCGUGCUUAGAUAAACCAGUGCAAGGGUAGCAGGCUGUGAUUGGCUCAGGAUUUUGUAUGUUAUGGACAGUGAGCUUAGUCAAGUGGUUUCAGUGAGUUGUGCUUGGAGUGUUCUUGACUUUUCCUAAAUACAUGUAUUAAAUACCCUGACAGCGUUUGAAAGGCAGGAUCACAAAAAUAAGGAAGUUAUAAUCCCGCCCACCUAGAACCACCACAGCAGUUAUUGUGACUGCCUUUACAAUACAUGUUUUUAUUUUGAAUAUAACCUACAAUAUUCUAUUUUAUUUAGAUAGACAGGCCUGUUAUCUCUACUGGACCUGGCAGCCAGCAAUUCUUUCGUUUUGUACAAGGAAUGCACCAGGGAAAAUAUCAGUAUGAGAGAUUUCAUCUUGGAGCUAGCCACAGUGCUUCGGCAGAAACAUUUCAACCAGAAAACUGCAAAGCAGCAGGGAAACGCAGCUCAACCUGGAUUCAGUGCUACACAGAGUGACACACACAGAGAAAACAUGUUACUUUAGUUUUAAAUUUAAAACUACUUUCGUUUUUACAGUUUUGUAUGUACAUAUACCUGUUCACACAGUUUUUUUUUUUAAAUAAAUGUUUAUUUUAAAUGCUGGGACAAAUAUCCUAAUAUUCGAAUGACUAUUUUUUGACAUUUAUUCGGAUACAAAAAUGAGAUGUUCAUAUUCGCUACAAACGACAAAAAUACCUUGCACUUAUUUACCGCAUCACCAGAAUUUGCACGACUGUUUAAAAAAAUGGCAAAUGAAAAACAGCUAUGUGAUUUUUAAGAUUAUAUACACACACACAUAACAGCAUCAACACAGCAGAUCUUGAGCCUCUAUUUAAAAGAUUUAGACAGCAAAAAGUAAACCAACCAGAUCAUGCGUGCUCACCUUUAGUGAUCUCUAUGGAACGCCAUCUGGGACAAAAAUGCGUUGUGCUGCUUUAGAGCGAGUCAGAAUCUCAUUGGAAAGAAAUGCCUUGAUAAAACAGUACCCAGCGUCUUGAAAAUGCUGUGUAGUGAUUUUUAUAUAGACUGGGUAUGUUUGUGGCAAAGUAAUUUAUAGGGCAGUGGUGAUGCGGUGCUCAGGAAUGAUAGACACAAGCAGCUCUUUAUUUGCUGACAAAUAAUAAUACCUGGCUCUACACAACGAUGUGUAUCGCUCAGGCAAACCACGGGGUUCAGUCCCGAAAAAAUACACUAAACAAGACGCACAGAAACACAACACAGUCACAAGUCCAGAGUCAGUGCUCUUAGUGAAGGUGGUGAUUUACAGGUUUAUUCGUGUAGAAUGGUGCAGUGGAGUCUGGGUUUAAUUGCUGGCGGUUUAGGUUAGACUUCUAUAAUGACAAGCACAGACAUUUAGAAACAAACAACACACUUAACACUCACGAUUCACAAAUUGGUCACUUCCUUUCUCGGUCCAAGUGGUAACCACAUCAAAAUGAACAGAUCACUGGGGCCACUUCCCCUAAAUACCCUCAGUCACUCCCUCUUUCGGUGGCGUGGCCAAUCACGUCUCCUCCAAUCCGUGACUGACACAUCACCUACCGCAUUAAGGAAAUGACUUCUGGUAUCGUGGACCCGCCCCCUUCCUGGAUGGCCGGCUUCCGACUGACCCUGGAAUGAACUGCCGAACCAUCCAUUACGGGGCACUCUGCUCUGAUUAUACAGUGCCCUCACAGAUCGGGAGGGAUUCAUUCGCUCUCUGUCACACUCACAUGUAACGAGGACACAAACUCCCCUCAAGAUCCGGCUUCAGCAUCCAUCGCAGCUGCUCUCCUGCCUUCCUCAGUGUUAUCUGAAACUCCGCCCAGACCAUCAACAUCAUUAGCUUGUGCUCAGUUUCCUCUAGUUUCAAGAUGCCACUUUUGAUGCAUAAAUUCACAAUAAACAGAGACAUGCAAUUUAUUUUUAAUAAGUGAACAAUAAAUUAAAUGUGGGACUAUAUUACACUGCAGAUGUAUACACAAUAUAAGUUUCUGGUUUUGUCUUAUUUUAAAAUGUGUUUUAAUUAUUUAAAUUAUUUGAAUUCCCCCAGAUGACAGGUAGCCAUGUUUAUAAGCGAUGUAAACCACUUCAGGGCAUGCGGUUCCGAUGAUAUAUACCACUUCUGGGGUGGAGAAAGGCCCAGGUGUGGUAUACCACCCCAGGCGUGGUAUAUAUCAUCAUGGGAACCGGACGGCCCGUCGUGGUUUAUACCUUACACAUAUAGAAAUCACUAUCUCUGUCUCCCUGGAUCUCUCAUCAAAACAUCAAAGACCAUCAACACUUAUUGAUUCCUGGUUGGUGUUUCCCUGUGCUGGAGUGAACUCAAAAGACUGCUUGUUUGAAUGCUUCGCUAAGAAAGAAAGUGAACUUCAAGACUGCCUAUUUCUUUCUUUUGGACUAAAGAAACUUCUCUUCAAUUACGUGAAAUCUCUUUGCCAGACUACUCAAUAACAACUACAAGCUUUUCUGCAAAGCUGAUUUCAAAUAACUACACACGCUGUCGUGGUAAAUAUAUAUAGUUCAUAACGUCUUGAUGGUGCCUCCAUAGUAAUAUUAUUUGCAAAUGUAUUAAACUUGUUAAAUGCUUGAUGUAACCUGCUUAAAUAAAUUUAGAAUGUGUUGAUACAAUUAUUAAAUUUAUUUAGCUUAUUUUAAGACAUUUCAUUAUAAAAUAUGCUGUGCAAAUUAACUGUUUAAAUUACUUCUAAGAUUUCUAUAAUCUAGAUGAUUUUAACUAAGUAGAACUUGUUGGGCAUUUAUCAGAAAAAAAUGAAUGAUAUUUUAACUUAAUAUUACAUUUUUGUAAAUAAUUUUAGAACCAUUUGCACCGAUUACAAAUUAAAGAGUUGUUCUUAGUUGAGUCUGUCCCUUUUUAUCUUGUAUGUGAAUGCACUGGUCAAGUGCUUUGAAUGAACCCUGAAUUUAUAACUGAAAGCAUAUUUUUAGUAUUUUUUAUUAAGAAAUUUGAAAUAUAUCCGGAAAGUAUAAUUAAAAUAUAGUUUUAGCAUUUAUGUUAAGAACAUUUUGAAUUAAGUUAAUUUAAAUAUUAACGUGGUAGCCCAAACACUCUAGACUUCUAACUUUUAUCACCACAGGCCGGUCCCUGCGCACACCUGUGUUGGGGCUGUGGACAUCCGGGACACUUGCAGCGCCAGUGCUCAUCAACCACCACCACUUAAACAG
Acipenser ruthenus (sterlet) is the source of this 5254-nucleotide messenger RNA. Its product is annotated as zinc finger protein 16-like. NCBI's taxonomy places the organism in Eukaryota, Metazoa, Chordata, Actinopteri, Acipenseriformes, Acipenseridae. Bases 459 to 1856 code for a protein of 465 amino acids. The transcript has 3 exons. The record is from RefSeq and is a predicted model, not a curated record.